AUGCCCUGGCUAACCGCAUCUUCAUGGCCCCCCUCACGCGCACUCGUGCUGGUUCGACGCACGUUCCCAAUGCGCUCAUGGCGGAAUACUACGCGCAGCGAGCAUCCGCUGGUCUGA
Molecule: messenger RNA, 117 nt
Organism: Aphanomyces astaci
Lineage: Eukaryota; Oomycota; Saprolegniomycetes; Saprolegniales; Verrucalvaceae
Exons: 1
Coding region: 1-117 (38 amino acids)
Source: RefSeq, a predicted model, not a curated record